GGCCGAAGGCGGUGUUAGUGGUCAGUGCCCACUGGUCGGAGCAGAUUGCUACGGUGAUGGAAGACAAGUCACACUCGCUUUAUUACGAUUACUAUGGUUUCCCGGACAGUACAUACAACGUGAAGUGGCAAGUUUCUGGCGCUCCGGCCGUGGCGGCCCGGGUGUUGCAGCUGUUUAAGGCAAAAGGAAUAAGUUGUACCAAUAUUCACAGCCGAGGUCUGGAUCAUGGAGUGUUUGUACCUCUUAGUUUAAUUUGGCCGAGAGCCAAUGUCCCAGUGCUUCAGGUGUCGCUGAAAAACAGUUUAACUGUGGUCGAGCACCAGGAGAUGGGUGAAGCGCUGUCAGAACUCAGCAAAGAGGGCAUACUCAUUAUAGGUUCCGGUUUUAUGACUCAUUCUUUCGAAAAAAUGGGACAGUCCCAUAAAUGCAACAUAUUCCAGUGGGCGUCCGAUUUACAGAAAUGGGUAAGGGAUGUUUUCUGUAAUCCUCGGCUCACCCCCAGGGAAAGGAAAGAACGCAUGGUGGAGUGCGAAAGUCUACCGUUUUUCAAAAAGGCUCACCCUCGUCUUGAACAUUUCUUACCUUUGGUUAUCGCCUCAGCUGUAGCAGGCUACCCACCGGGCCAACCCAUUUUCUCUUUCUUCGUUUCACCAAGUCUACUAAUGGAACACAUUAUUUUUAAAUCAAUUGUUUAGACAUCGUCAUCGACAACGACGACGACGACGACGAUCACAACAACAACAACAGCAACAGCAACAACAACAACAGCAACAACAACAACAACAACAGCAACAACAACAACAACAACUACUACAACAGAAACAGCAGUAAUAGCUACUAUUACAAAGACAGUAACAACGACGAUGACAAAUACAACAUUGAAAAUAACAUAAUAAUAAUAAUAAUAAUAAUAAUGAUAAUAAAGGCAAUAAUAGCAACAAUAUCAGUAACAACAAUAAGAAUUAAAGACGCUACUAAUAUCGACGAUAACAACAUCAACAACAACAACAACAACAACAACAACAACAACAACAACAACAACAACAACAACAACAGCAACAACAAUAUCAGUAAUAUCAAUAAUAGCAAUAAUAGCAAUAGCAAGAACAAUGUUUAAAACAAUGUUUAGAACAACAACAACGUCAAUAACAUUAACAAUAUUACCACAACAACUAUAAGCAUAAAAAUAGCUAUAACA
Molecule: messenger RNA, 1198 nt
Organism: Octopus bimaculoides (California two-spot octopus)
Lineage: Eukaryota; Metazoa; Mollusca; Cephalopoda; Octopoda; Octopodidae
Molecular function (GO): zinc ion binding; ferrous iron binding; dioxygenase activity
Source: RefSeq, a predicted model, not a curated record